AUGGACGUCGCCGACGCCGCCUCCCCGUCUGGCCAGGAGCAGCAGGGGCACAGGACGGUGUCGUCUGAGCCGCCGAAGCGACCCGCGGGGCGGACCAAGGUACAUGAGACGCGCCACCCGCUGUACCGCGGCGUGCGGCAGCGGGGCCGGGUCGGGCAGUGGGUGUGCGAGGUGCGCGUGGCCGGGGUGAAGGGCUCCAGGCUCUGGCUCGGCACCUUCACCACCGCCGAGAUGGCGGCGCGCGCGCACGACGCCGCCGUGCUCGCGCUCUCCGGCCGGGCUGCCUGCCUCAACUUCGCCGACUCCGCCUGGCGCAUGCUGCCCGUGCUCGCGGCCGGGUCUUUCGGCUUCGGCAGCGCGCGCGAGAUCAAGGCCGCCGUCGCCGUCGCCGUCGUGGCUUUCCAGAAGGAGCAGAUUAUCCCAGUCGCCGUCGCCGUGGUGGCGAUCCAGAAGCAGCAGAUUAUCCCAGUCGCUGUCGCCGUCGUGGCGAUCCAGAAGCAGCAGAUUAUCCCGUCGCCGUCGUGGCGCUCCAGAAGCAGCAGAUUCCAGUGGCCGUCGCCCUCGUGGCGCUCCAGGAACAGCAGGUCCCAGUCGCCGUCGCCGUCGUGGCGCUUCAUCGGCAGCAGGUUCCAGUCGCGUGCCCGGGAACCUCCGGCCCGGGCAGCGCUCUGUUUUACAUGUCGUCCAGCGACUUGUUGGAGCUCGACGAGGAGCAGUGGUUUGGCGGCAUGGAGGCCGGGUCGUACUACGCGAGCUUGGCGCAGGGGAUGCUCGUGGCACCGCCGGACGAAAGAGCGAGGACGGAGGACGGCGAGCAGAGCGGCGUCCAGACGCCGCUAUGGAGCCACUUGUUCACCUAAUCUAGCAGUGUAA
Messenger RNA from Triticum turgidum subsp. durum (durum wheat), 873 nucleotides. Lineage: Eukaryota; Viridiplantae; Streptophyta; Magnoliopsida; Poales; Poaceae. The record is from the annotation of a GenBank genome assembly.